AUGUCCCGAUCCGCCGCAGACGCAACCCGUUUCACGGCCACAGGCCCCUACGCGCAUUCCAAGCCCGGUGCCGCCCCCUACAAGCUCCCCGGCUUCAUGGCGAACGCUCAGUCGCAGGGAUCCGGCAACGGUGGUCGUCAAGAGACGCCGAAAGAGAAGGUCGAGCGGUUGCGGGCCCAGGCUAGGGCGGCCCGGAUGGCGCAGUCGACUUCACGCGUGGAUACCAUGAUCGAUUUUGGGAGACGGUUCGCCAACAAAGCGCAUAAGACUAUGGUUUAUACGCUUAUUGCUGCUUCGGGUAUCUGUGGAGCGUUAACGGUCUACUCGAUGGUGUCUCUUACGCUAUAUAAUCGUCGUCAACGGGCGCUGUGGAUCGAGAAGGAAUUGCAGACGUUGCAGGAUGCGAAGACGGCGUUUGCCAGCGGAACCGCCACACCGGCACAGUUGGAAUUGCUCAAGAACGAGAAGAUCGGCGAGAUCUACGAACAGAAGAAACAGGAGGAGAAGGCGCAACGGCCCUGGAAUAAGUUCAAGCGGUAUUUGUUCGAAGGGUUGAGCUCGGAGGAUGCUGCCUCGAAGGUGGAGGGUGCAGCGGAGAAUAACAAGCCGGGGGUGCUGGAGGCGCUGAAUGCAAAGGCUGCGGAGGAGGCAAAGGCCGCUGCGGCUGUCCCUGCUGCUGUGCAGCAACCGGGUCAGUUGGAUGCUCUGGCGGAGAAUGCGGAGACCGCUGCAAAGCAGACCUCGAAGAGCUGGAAGAGCUGGCUCACCGGUCGGUAA
Messenger RNA from Aspergillus oryzae RIB40, 777 nucleotides. Its product is annotated as cytochrome c oxidase assembly protein COX14. The transcript is spliced from 2 exons. Lineage: Eukaryota; Fungi; Ascomycota; Eurotiomycetes; Eurotiales; Aspergillaceae. The record is from RefSeq and is a predicted model, not a curated record. Bases 1 to 777 code for a protein of 258 amino acids.